Dipodomys spectabilis (banner-tailed kangaroo rat) is the source of this 3223-nucleotide messenger RNA. It is a transcript of the gene Slc9a7, whose product is annotated as solute carrier family 9 member A7. The record is from RefSeq and is a predicted model, not a curated record. Gene Ontology annotation, cellular component: membrane; recycling endosome. Gene Ontology annotation, molecular function: sodium:proton antiporter activity. Gene Ontology annotation, biological process: sodium ion transport; proton transmembrane transport; regulation of pH. The transcript is spliced from 17 exons. Lineage: Eukaryota; Metazoa; Chordata; Mammalia; Rodentia; Heteromyidae. Bases 102 to 2288 code for a protein of 728 amino acids.
CGGCGGCCGCAGCCACUCAAGGAGGUCGGUGCCGCCGUGUGGACCCGCCGAAGGCGCGGGCUGCUGGUCCCGCGUGGAGAAGGUGCGGCGGUCCUGGGGCUAUGGAGCCUGGUGACGCGGCGCGCCUGGGCCCCGGUUGGGCUGUCCGAGUGCUACCACCAAAGCUGCUACUGCUGUCGCUGCUGCUGCCGCUGCUGCUGGGCCGGGGGCUGCGUGCAGGGGCUGGGGCCUCUUCCUCUGGGGCGGUGGCGGAGGACAGCAGCGCCAUGGAGGAGCUUGCCACUGAGAAGGAGGCUGAGGAGAGCCACCGGCAAGACAGCGUGAGCCUGCUCACCUUCAUCCUGCUGCUCACCCUCACCAUCCUCACCAUCUGGCUCUUCAAACACCGCCGGGUGCGCUUUCUGCACGAGACCGGACUGGCCAUGAUCUAUGGGCUCAUCGUCGGGGUGAUCCUGAGAUAUGGCACCCCUGCUACCAGUGGCCGUGACAAAUCGCUGAGCUGUACUCAGGAAGACAGGGCAUUCAGCACCUUAUUAGUGAAUGUCAGUGGGAAGUUCUUCGAGUACACUCUGAAGGGAGAAAUCAGCCCGGGCAAGAUCAACAGUGUAGAGCAGAAUGACAUGCUGCGGAAGGUAACAUUUGAUCCAGAGGUAUUUUUCAACAUUCUGCUGCCCCCAAUUAUUUUCCAUGCUGGAUACAGUUUAAAGAAGAGACAUUUUUUCAGAAAUCUUGGCUCUAUUCUGGCCUAUGCUUUUUUGGGAACUGCAGUUUCCUGCUUCAUUAUUGGAAAUCUCAUGUAUGGCGUGGUGAAGCUUAUGAAGAUUGUGGGCCAGCUCUCUGAUAAAUUUUACUACACAGAUUGUUUGUUUUUUGGAGCAAUUAUCUCUGCAACUGACCCAGUGACUGUGCUGGCGAUAUUUAAUGAAUUGCACGCUGAUGUGGAUUUGUAUGCACUUCUGUUUGGAGAGAGCGUCCUAAACGAUGCUGUUGCCAUUGUACUGUCAUCGUCUAUUGUUGCCUACCAGCCAGCAGGACUGAAUACUCAUGCCUUUGAUGCUGCUGCCUUUUUUAAGUCAGUUGGCAUUUUUCUUGGUAUAUUUAGUGGCUCUUUUACCAUGGGAGCUGUAACUGGUGUUGUGACAGCUCUAGUGACCAAAUUUACCAAGCUGCACUGCUUCCCCCUGCUGGAGACGGCACUCUUCUUCCUAAUGUCCUGGAGUACAUUUCUCUUGGCAGAAGCCUGUGGAUUUACAGGUGUAGUAGCUGUCCUUUUCUGUGGAAUCACGCAAGCUCAUUAUACCUACAACAAUCUGUCUGUGGAAUCAAGAAGUCGAACAAAACAGCUCUUUGAGGUGUUACACUUCCUGGCUGAGAACUUCAUCUUCUCCUACAUGGGCCUGGCACUGUUUACCUUUCAGAAACACGUUUUCAGCCCCAUCUUUAUCAUUGGUGCUUUUGUUGCCAUCUUCCUGGGUAGAGCUGCGCACAUCUACCCGCUCUCCUUCUUCCUCAACUUAGGCAGAAGACACAAGAUCGGCUGGAAUUUCCAACACAUGAUGAUGUUUUCAGGCCUCAGGGGAGCAAUGGCAUUUGCUCUGGCUAUCCGUGACACAGCCUCAUAUGCUCGCCAGAUGAUGUUCACGACCACUCUCCUCAUUGUCUUCUUCACUGUCUGGAUCAUUGGUGGAGGUACAACACCCAUGUUGUCCUGGCUUAAUAUAAGAGUUGGUGUGGAGGAGCCCUCCGAAGAGGAUCAGAGUGCACACCGCUGGCAGUACUUCAGAGUUGGUGUUGAUCCAGAUCAAGACCCACCGCCCAACAAUGACAGCUUUCAAGUCUUACAAGGGGAUGGCCCCGAUUCUGCUGGAGGAAACCGGACCAAGCAGGAGAGUGCAUGGAUAUUCAGGCUGUGGUACAGCUUUGACCACAAUUACUUGAAGCCCAUCCUCACUCACAGUGGUCCACCACUAACCACCACUCUCCCGGCCUGGUGUGGCUUGCUGGCUCGAUGUCUGACCAGUCCCCAGGUAUAUGAUAACCAAGAGCCACUACGAGAAGAAGACUCAGAUUUCAUCCUCACCGAGGGUGACCUCACCUUGACCUAUGGAGACAGUGCAGUGACUGCCAAUGGCUCCUCGGGCUCCCACACAGCCUCUACCAGUCUGGAGGGUAGUCGGAGAACCAAGGGCAGCUCAGAAGAAGUGCUGGAGCGAGACCUGGGAAUGGGAGACCAGAAGCUUUCAAGCCGGGGCACACCUCUUGUGUUUCCUCUGCAGGAAAAUGCAUGACUUUCUGCCAUCCCUAAACCCUGAAGUGAUAGGGUGAGGCCCUGAGGGGUGAGGAUGGCUAUACCCCCCUCUAGUGUGUUUGAGUGGGGACGUUGACUGGAUUGAACAAAUGCUUCUGUUUUAUUGGGAUCUGAUGCUAUCUUAACAUUCAAAAUUUAACCCAAGGCGCAGAUGGUGAAGCUAAAGUGUCUCUAAUUUAAGACAAAUGCAGACCAUACUCCCAGUUUUUCACAUCGUCCUACUGUUUUCCAAGUUAAGCAAACAAAGUAAUAGCAUGCUUUAAACAGUCUCUUAAUUUGUCUGCCCGCAGCAUCUGAACACAUAGGGUGGCAGAGCAGAGACAGGGCUUCUGCCUGGCCACCCAUGAGACACUCCUAGGUCUACCACUGUGUGUCUAGCUGGCUCCAGGAUAUCAAGUUAUGGGAGAACAGGAUACCAAAAACUCAUGGAGGAAGGUAAUUGAAUUGGCCUUCCAAGGAUUCUGAGAUGCUGCUGUUAGACAGGACAAAAAGGACUAUUGGAUUGGAGACUGUGCUUUGAAGGCUGUGAGCAUCUCCUAUCAGGAGUCCUAGCCCUAGCUACCUGUGUUUCUCCUAACAAAAUGGUCAUUAGAAAAGGUAUCUAUGAGGCAUUGCAAAGCAAGGGCAAGAUGUAGUGUUCCUCCUCUGGAAAUUGCCAUGAAGAAGUCACUAAAAUGUUCAAAACCAAAGGCAAAUAGUAUUAUACUGGUGGGUUUAAAAAAAUCAAUCUGAGGACAGGAGAUAUUUCAAAAGUGGUAAUGGUAUAAUUGCAGAAAUGGUUCAACUUCUGAGGGCUACCAUGAGAGCUGGUUGUCUGGGAAAUGGCUAAAGAGAACUGAGGUAUUGUCUGUGGGGGUAAAGCUAUCACCAUGUAUAGGAAGCUUUUAUCUGGGGCAGAGAAAGCAACAAGGGUCU